Messenger RNA from Chaetomium globosum CBS 148.51, 258 nucleotides. RefSeq lists its product as uncharacterized. The transcript has 3 exons. The coding region runs from base 1 to 258 and encodes 85 amino acids. NCBI's taxonomy places the organism in Eukaryota, Fungi, Ascomycota, Sordariomycetes, Sordariales, Chaetomiaceae. The record is from RefSeq and is a predicted model, not a curated record.
AUGACUGGCUCAAGAAUGUGUCCCUGUGCGUCUUGCUUCGGCUCGACCCCACAGAGCAAUUGGCGUUCGGACGGUUUCUUCGGAGUUCAGGUGCAAGGCGCUGAGCUGAUUGAAAAGGGCGAAGGCUUCAGAAUUCCGCCGUUGGAAAAGGUUCAAACUCCAAACCCAUAUGUUACCCAGCUGAUGACCAGGUUCCUGGUGCUGCAGAUCCGCCACUCCCUCCACUCACAAAAGGCUUGCAUGAUUCGAGUAUGCUAA